Betta splendens (Siamese fighting fish) is the source of this 3938-nucleotide messenger RNA. It is a transcript of the gene st3gal5, whose product is annotated as ST3 beta-galactoside alpha-2,3-sialyltransferase 5. NCBI's taxonomy places the organism in Eukaryota, Metazoa, Chordata, Actinopteri, Anabantiformes, Osphronemidae. The record is from RefSeq and is a predicted model, not a curated record. Gene Ontology annotation, molecular function: lactosylceramide alpha-2,3-sialyltransferase activity. The transcript is spliced from 7 exons. The coding region runs from base 1642 to 2709 and encodes 355 amino acids.
CUAAGCACUCAGCACUCUUGUGACCCUGCAGUAACACUAACUGAACAAUACAUGGCUCUUGUGUUUGUGAGGAACACUGGACCUUUUGUGGUCUUUAUUUAGCAAAAAUACAGGAAACCUGUAAUUAGGGUCUCACCUUCUGGAGCCUUCUUACCCCUAACUUUUAUGAAAUAAACAGUUUCUGCACUAUAUAGAGAAUGUAUAAAUUCUCUUGAUGACAGCUGUUGAUGUUUGUCACCUUUUUGAAAGAAAUGCAGGGCUGCAGCUCUCGGUUCUUUUAGUGUUCGCUAUGAGGAUAACAUUACUGUCCCAUUCAGAUACACAGAAACGCAAAGUGAUGUGCACAUUUAAAAGAAUGCAUUAGCUUAAACGCAGCGGUCAUACUAGCAGCUCUGGGGUGGGUGUAUAGACGGACACCCAGGAGUUUAGAAACGAACCCUCUUCUAAUUUCUAUCUCUAUCCAGUCUUGCAACCAAUGCCAUUUCAGGGUGUCUCCCCGUUUUGAGGACAUACUGUAGUGCCUGACCUGCCUGUGACCACCACUGUCUUUCAUGCCACAGAACCCAUGGCCACCCACACAGACACUCUACCCUUUUUUUGUUUCACCCUGAUGCUUCAUGAAUCCUGUCUGCAUGAACCAUAUGUCAAAGACGUGGAGGUGGGAACUCUAGCUGUGUGGGCCGUGAGUUUAUAUGUUCAGGGCAGUAAGAAAUAUCCUAGUAGGAAUUCAUAUAGACUUUUAGUGACUGAGUUUCCCAAGAAGUUAUUUCAGUGCCAACUGUUCUAAAGACGUUUUUGUUUUGUUUGUUUUCUGAGGCCGAGAUAUGGAAGGCUUUCAUCUACUAAUGCUGUUAGUUAAUUUUUUAACUUAUGCAGAGCUGCUUCUUAUUAAAUUAUUAUUAACUAUUAACUGCUGCAGCUGGUAUACUGUUUGUUAAAACAGGACAGACAGGAAGCGUCACAAUAAUGACUGGUCUUCAUUAACCCUUUACAUAGCCACUUUGGGGAAGCUAUAUGUUUGAUCAGUUCUUUGGACUUGGAGUACACUAAUACGGAUUUUAAUUUUAUUUUACUGAACAAAACAUGACCCCAGGCUCCACAUAGGACAGGGCACUCGAUGACGAGGAGUCAAAAUGUCACUGCAGAUGUCUUUAGUUACACAUUUGACUAGUCUAACCUCCGUCACUAAACUGCAGCAGUGAGAGGAGGAAGUUACUGGGCAAACCUGCCUCUCAGUGUUACAUUACUGAUUCCUUUUUUGUGCUGCAGAGGGAGGGCAAGUUGAAACCUUCUCACUUGACUUGACACCAGAUCAGUUUAUGCUGAUGUGCUGUGUGGUGGGAAUUUCCCAUAAACAAGCAGAUGAGAGAGUUUUCUUUUUAUCAUCAUCAACAAACCAAAAACCAGCUGGGGAGAUCAGUGCACACACCACGAAGGUGUGAUGCAAAGAGCCCACGAUCCUCAAGUUACUUCUGCCUUUUGACCCCUGUCUCUGGCUCUGGUGGAAUGUCUCUCUGGACUAAUAGAAAUGUUUGUGCCACCUUAUCUCGCUGUGAGUGAGAAUGCAGAUGAACCUGCGGAAGGAUCAUUACUGAAAGCCCCUCAGGCGGUGGCGCCUAGGCGGCCAGAUGUCUCAGGACGAUGAUGCACUGGCGAGCAUGGGUUCUGGGUGUGACCUUAGGUUUGCUGGCCUUACUGAUAUUCUGGCUUUUACUGACAAAAAACCCAGAAGAUGCUCCAGUCUGGAAAGUCAGCCCUGCACGUAAAUCGCAAGUACAUGAGCAUGUGCACAGUGUUCUGGAGGGAGAGUGUCGCCAUGGCAACGCAAGGAAGAACUUGUUGGUCCCCACUUCCAGUCACAAGACCCAGCCCUUCUUGUGGAAAAACGCACCCCUCUCAGAGGACCUCUUCCUUUACCCGCCACCGUUCGGGUUCAGCGGUGUCCAGGACAAGGUCGAGGAGCUGCUACAGCUGCUGCCAGACUCAGAUGUCCUGCCACAGCUAGCAGCAGAUAAAUGUCAGCGCUGUGUGGUCAUAGGAAAUGGAGGCGUCCUCAAAGGUCUGGAGCUGGGCCCAUUAAUAGACCGAUUUGACAUCAUUAUCAGGUUAAACAGCGGUCCUCUGGGAAAGUUCAGUGUUGAUGUUGGAAAUCGAACCAGCAUCAGGAUGAGUUACCCCGAGGGAACACCUCUGCACUGGGCCGACACAGACCCACAUGCUGUGUUUGUCGGCGUGAUGUAUAAAAGUGUGGACAUCAGCUGGAUGUCUGCUAUGAUCCGCAAGGUUACCGUGUCUUUAUGGGACUGGCUGUUCUUCUGGCAAAAGGUUCCGGAUCACAUCCCCAUUGAGCCUCCAAGGUUCAGACUUAUAAACCCACACGUGAUCAGAGAGACUGCACUAGAUCUGCUGAAGUAUUCUCCACCCAGACCCCGCCUGUGGGGCUGGGACCAGAAUAUCCCUACCUUGGGUGUCUCUGCACUAAAUCUAGCCAGUCUGCUGUGUGAUGAGGUCAGCCUGGCAGGCUUUGGCUACAACCUCUCCCAGCAGGGGACACCACUGCACUACUAUGAUCACCUGCCCCUCAGCGCCAUGUCACGACAGAAGAUGCACAAUAUUGACAAAGAGACUGAGCUCCUCAAACUUCUGGUCAGAGAGGGAACCGUCACGGACCUGACCGGCGGGAUUCACUGCUCCUUCUGCCACAGCUGACCUACUGUCAAGGCGUUGUAGAUGGCGGAACCACAUGCACAGCACAACACAGCGUUUAUGAGGUUAAGAGGACAGUUUAUUCCAGAUACAGAGUCCAAUUCAGGCAGAGUCAUACACGGGAGAUCAGACGGGGUUUAAACAGGAUCAGGCAGAGACGGCGUCAGGGACAGGCAAAGUCAUACACGAGAGAUGGGUACAAUACCAAAUCGUCGGGCGUCGAAUCGUGGGCGGGCGGGCAAGGUCGGUAACAGGCAGUAGCAGGUAAUCAAGGCAGACAAGGCAGACAGGGACUAGGCAGGCUCAGAAUCAGAGGUCAGAACAGGAUGCACGAUACACAACAAGAUUCGACAAUGAACGCUGGAAAGUGGUGAUUACACGCAACAAUCUGGCGGGUAACAGGUGUGAGAGGUUGAACUUAAAUACAGAGCAGACUAAUAGCAGAUGAGAUGCAGGUGUGGGUAAUGAAGACCGGUACAAACAGGAAACAGUAGAAUGUGUGGUGUUUAACAGGAAGUCCUUUCAGAAUAAAGGCGGCUAUAAAGCCCGGACGUGACACCUACAGACUGGCAGUAGGACAACUAUGUGUUAACUGAGCAAAAUUUCUUUUUAAAGUUGUUCCACUACAAAACGUUGAGGUUAAGUUUUAUAGUUGAGGUUGAGUUUUACACCAAUUAUGAACCCAAACAGUAUUUUGUGUCUAUACCCACCACCCACUGCUAAAUAUAUGCCCACUGUUAACUUUAUGGUGUUUUGAAGUCAAAACUGUAGCAUCAAACAUUACAUUACUAGUGUAGUUACCAAAGUAUUAAAAAGUCUGUAUAUAUAUAUGUGUGUGUGUGUGUGUGUGUGUGUGUGUGUGUGUGUGUGUGUGUGUGUGUGUGUGUGUGUGUGUGUGUGUGUGUGUGUGUGUGUGUGUGUGUGUGUGUGUGUGUGUGUGUGUGUGUGUCAAAGCACCAUCUCUGUAUACAGAGCCAUUUGGUCAUUGACUGUUAAAUUUUGGAAUAACAGUAUGAAUUUAUUUGUCUUUAUUUCGAAAUGAACAAGUACUUAAAGAAUGAGCUGUUCAGCCCAUUACCGGUAGUUUAUUAUUUUACUGUGAAACUUUUUAUGCAACGCUACAAGAUCUGAAAAGUGUUAUUUAUGAAGGAAUUUUUAUUAACUUUGUUUUUAUCUGUAUUUGUUCUGCACAUCUGUAUUCUUACUUUUAAAAUCAUGUAUUUCUGCUUUAA